CUCUCGCGAGAUUUCGUGGCAGACCACUCGCUGCUGGGCUCUCUCCUCGUCCUCGAUCCGCGCCGCUGCGUCUCCUUCGUCGCCGCCCCCGUCGCCCUCCACGCGCCGUCGCCGCGCGGAACCUCCUCGCCGUCUCCUUCCCCGACGCCGUCGCUGCCGGUUGCGGCUCGUGGCUGACGACUCCCAACACCCCACGGUGAGCGAACGAGUGGCAUCCGUGUGGAGCCAUGAACAAGAGCUAUUACGACAUCUUGGGCGUGGUGCGCGGCGCCAGCCCCGAUGAGAUCAAGAAAGCCUACCGCAAGCUCGCGCUGAAAUGGCACCCGGACAAGAACCCGGAGAACAAGGAGAAUGCCGAGAAGCAGUUCAAGGAGAUCGCGGAGGCGUACGAGGUCCUCUCUGACGAGAACAAGAGGGAGACGUACGACCGCUACGGCAAGGCAGGGCUCACGGCGCGACUCGGGGGCGGUGGGUCAGCCAGCCCCAACAUGGGCGGGUUCCACUUCACGUUCCGCAACCCGGAUGAUGUCUUCCGAGAGUUCUUCGGUGGCCGCGAUCCCUUCGCCGAAUUCUACGGUGAGCGGCGCGCCCCGGCGCAGUGUGGCCAAAGUGUCGGCCGUGGCAGUCGCCCCGGCCUGGCACGGCACUCCACACGGCGGUUAGAUGGCCAUCGCCAUCAUGCGCUGGCCAGCAGGGACGUGGGCGCCCGCUGGGACAAGACUUACACGACGCUUCCGCAGCUUGCGGGGACAGGAGCGCAGCCGCAGCCACGGAUCUUCUCCUUCCCCUCGUUCGGAGCCUUCCACCACCUCCUCCACAUCCUUCGACUCCGGUGA
Lethenteron reissneri (Far Eastern brook lamprey) is the source of this 836-nucleotide messenger RNA. RefSeq names its product dnaJ homolog subfamily B member 3-like. The record is from RefSeq and is a predicted model, not a curated record. Gene Ontology annotation, molecular function: Hsp70 protein binding. Lineage: Eukaryota; Metazoa; Chordata; Hyperoartia; Petromyzontiformes; Petromyzontidae.